Bicyclus anynana (squinting bush brown) is the source of this 555-nucleotide messenger RNA. Its product is annotated as probable cytochrome P450 4p3. NCBI's taxonomy places the organism in Eukaryota, Metazoa, Arthropoda, Insecta, Lepidoptera, Nymphalidae. Gene Ontology annotation, molecular function: monooxygenase activity; oxidoreductase activity, acting on paired donors, with incorporation or reduction of molecular oxygen; iron ion binding. The transcript has 3 exons. The record is from RefSeq and is a predicted model, not a curated record. The coding region runs from base 1 to 438 and encodes 145 amino acids.
AUGAGGCAGAUUAGGAAAAACAACACUAAUAUAAUAAAGAGAAAGUUUUUAUAUGUGUGUGAAUACAUUUUGUUCAUAUUUUUAGGAAAGUACCAAAUUCCUGCGGGAACACAGUACGCUAUACUGAUAUACGAUUUGCAUCGUCUCGGUGAACAGUUUGUUGAACCUCUGAAAUUCCGCCCGGAAAGAUUUCAGAUGGAACCAACAUGGCACCCCUACGCAUACUUACCGUUCAGUGCUGGACCCAGAAAUUGUAUGGGUCAAAAAUUUGCAAUGAUGGAACUGAAGCUAACUCUAUCAGCACUGUUGCGUCGCUACCGACUCCUGCCCGUCACCAAACCAGAAGACAUCAUCUUCCGUUUCGACUACGUUCUACGUGUUAAAGAUCCAAUUUACGUAAAACUAGAACUACGAAGUGAAGAUAAAUUAAAUAGAUAGGGAAAAUUUUAGACUUAGUUUUUGUACUUACUUUUUAUAAUUUUAUUUCAUUGUACACACUUGUACUUGAAUUUUAGAUCUUUUUCAUAAUAUUAUUGUGUAGGUAAUAAGUUAAUU